Molecule: messenger RNA, 454 nt
Organism: Dibothriocephalus latus
Lineage: Eukaryota; Metazoa; Platyhelminthes; Cestoda; Diphyllobothriidea; Diphyllobothriidae
Source: the annotation of a GenBank genome assembly
CUCUUCUUCCUCCACCUUCUCCUCCUCUCCCCCCUCUUCCUCCUCCUCUUCCGCCCCUUCCUCGCCCUCUUCUUCCUUGUUCUCAUCCUUCCCUUCGUCCUAUUCUUCUUCUUUCUUCUACUCUUCCUCCUUCCCCACUUCCUCCUCCCCGUGGUCGUCCUCCCCCUCGUUCUAUUCUUCUUUCGUUUCUUCACCUGCCACCAUUACUAAUUGUCAUCCAUCCUCUCUUCCACUGCGCCCUCUUCUUUUAUCUUUCCUUCUUCCUUAUCCCGUUUCCCCUUUACCUCCUCCUCGUUUUUCUUACACUUGUCCCUCUCAAACUCUUUCUACGCCUUCUCCCGUCUUGUCUUCUCCUCUUUUUCCUCCCUAUGUGAGCCUUCAUUUUGAGUUUCUUGGGUUUCAGCAUAUACACACUAAUGUAUUUAGGCGUAAUAUUUACCCGUCCCCAAUGUAA